This is a messenger RNA of Closterium sp. Naga37s-1, 1038 nucleotides long. NCBI's taxonomy places the organism in Eukaryota, Viridiplantae, Streptophyta, Zygnematophyceae, Desmidiales, Closteriaceae. The record is from the annotation of a GenBank genome assembly.
AUGGUUAUAAUCGGGAAACGUUUGUCAUUGCAGGAGCCCUCCUACACACCCUCUCGCUCUCUAGUGUUACAGAAGCCUUCCUCUCUCAACCAUCCUCUCACCCCUCCUCUCUCUCUUCAUCCCACCCCUCCUCUCACUUGUCCUCUCACCCUCCUCUCACCCCUCCUCUCACCCCUCCUCUCCCCUCCUCUCACCCCUCCUCCCACUGCUCCUCCCACCCAUCCUCCCACCCCUCCUCUCACCCUUCCUCUUACCCCUCCUCCCACCCCUCCUCUCACCACUCUUUCACCCUUCUCCCACCCCUCCUCACACCCUCUCUUCUCACCCACUCGCCUCUCCCAUUUGAUCCGUCCCUUUUUUUACCCCUUCCAUCUUGGCCUCUCUCCCCUCUCACUCCCUCCACUCGUGGGCCCCUCUUUCCCCCCGUUCAGCACAUCUCUCUUUCACGCAUCACCCUCUUCCGACCCUCCCUCCUCCUCACCCACAACGCACCCUACCCGUCACUUCUUUGACUCGCUGCAUGUCCUUCCGUCUUGCCCCCCUUCUCUUCACGCCCCCCUUUCAUUUCAGCGCAUCACCCUCGGCAGUGAGCGGUUUGAGAUUGCAGAGUCCCUCUUCAGACCCUCCCUCCUCACCCACAACUCACUUCUCUCACCGCCCUCAUACGAGGCCUCCCCAUUGGCCGGUCCCGACUCGGCCGGCAUUGUUCGGCAGCUUCUGAGUGUGGUGUUCGACGCAGCAGGGCUAGGAGGGGGUGGCGGGGGAGGGGGAGGAGGAGGAGGGGUAGGGGGAGGGAUGGGAGGGGUGGGCAGGGGAGGAGGGCUGGGGGGAGGAGGGAUGGGGGUGGAAGGGGGGAAGCAGCGGGCAGCUCUUGAGUCAAUUGCAGUGGUGGGGGGAGGGUCAUGCCUCAAGGGGUUGGUGGAUCGGUUUCAGAGUGACGUGCAGAUGGCAGUGUCUCCCUCCCUGCAGUCCACCGUUGUGCGGGUGAGUGGGAUGAGGGGAGGGGAGGGUGAGUGGGAUGAGGGGAGGGGAGGGUGA